Molecule: messenger RNA, 1065 nt
Organism: Carcharodon carcharias (great white shark)
Lineage: Eukaryota; Metazoa; Chordata; Chondrichthyes; Lamniformes; Lamnidae
Exons: 7
Coding region: 1-1065 (354 amino acids)
Cellular component (GO): extracellular region
Molecular function (GO): hormone activity
Source: RefSeq, a predicted model, not a curated record
AUGGGAAGGUAUCAUGCCCUCAGCUUCACUGGAAUCCGCCAGGUCCCCGCUUUCAUGGGGACUCACUCCUUUAAGAUAAUUGGUUCCGGGAAUCCUGUGCAGCCCCUGUGCAUCUUGCUUGUUCUCACUGUUUGCAUAGGGACGUCUGAGACGCGAAUAGAGGAGACGUUAUGUGGAGCAGAACUUGUGGACGCAUUGCAGUUCAUCUGUGCAGAGAGGGGGUUUUAUUUUGUCAGCAAAGUGGUGGGUCGUAGGAGCAUGCAGAACCGAGGCAUCGUGGAGCAGUGCUGCUUUCGUAGCUGUGACCUUCUGAUACUGGAGACAUACUGCGCCAUCCCACCAGAGGGAGCCAGAUCUACACCUUCCACAGCACCACAGAGGGCAUCGCUGCACAGGGUUGUGGGGAAGCGGUCGCUUGGAAGGGAUCAGGAGAACCUCACCUGGCCUGGAGGACACCUGGAGAAGUUCUUGAGCUAUGAAAGCCCUGCUCCCCCGUCCAAAAGCAAGAUCCCCAACUGGCUGGGACGGGAUGAGGCCUCGCCAGGCGUCGAUGACAUCACAUGGCGCACGCGUAAAGCAUUCAGUUGUAUUCAGGAAGACGGCUCUCCACCACCUUCAGAAGGACAGGUGCUGAGGUUAAUUAUAGCAGCCCAGGUUAUUGGCCCCGGCAGCGAUUGGCUGGAAGAGAAUCCCGGGGCCUCGGAGCUUCAGAGAAAAGAACCCCGGACUGUUCAGUCUUUCCCAACAGUUAUCCUCGCUCAGCUCUUUGGGAAAACACUGAAGGAAAUCCCUUCCUUUGGUAAUCUAGCAAAGCUCGAGCAGGCCUCAGGCUGUCCGUCACUCCUCAAAGUCGCAACUACACUGCGACUGACUGCGUUACAGCUGUCGGUGGCCUCUUCCCCCAGGAACUUGGGCAGUUCCCUUCAAAGGGCAGAAUUUUGCCCUCGGCGAGCGGACUCCACCCCCAAAUCUCCGAGGGGAAAAUCCUGGCCAAAGGGUUUGAAAAGACGUUUCGUGGGCUACAUCAGAGCAAGCAAGAAUUCAGACCAUCAGAAAAAUCCAUAA